CUUUACUUUAGUUGAUCAAGUGUCCUCUGUAAUCUUGUGAUUUAUCUCGUCUGUACUACAUGUGGCAGUGAGACUGUAUUCUGCUUGUAAUAAUCAAGAAAAGACUAUGCACAGCCUAACACAGACCGUGUUGGCGAUAGCCACACUCGCACACUCAACCCUCGCCCAAUUCGGCGGCUGGGGAGGCGGCGGCAGCGGCUACGGGGGCGGAGACUCGGGCAGCGGGUACUCGGGCUACGGCGGCAGCAGCAGCGGGGAUGAUGAUGGCGACGGGUACGGCGACAGCUACGGGCUUGGGUUCGGGGCGGGCUUCGACUACGAGACGGCGGAGCGGCGCCGCUCCGCCCACGGGAUCAUCGCCGCCAUCGCCUUUGUGAUCCUGUUCCCGCUGGGCGCCAUCUUCCUGCGCAUCAUCCCGGGCCGCUGGUCGGUGCGGAUCCACUACUUUGUCCAGAUCAUUGCCUGGCUGCUCUACAUUGCUGGCUUUGCGCUGGGCGUCAUCCUGCUGCGGAUGCUGCCGUCGGGUGGCCAGAGCCUCUUGUCGAGCUCACCGGCCAAUGCCCACCCCGUUAUUGGAAUCGUGGUCUUCAUCAUGCUCGCGUUCCAGCCCCUGUUUGGGUAUCUCCACCACCGCCAGUUCAAGCGGUACCAGAGGCGCAGCAUGAGCUCACACCUCCAUCUGUGGGAUGGCAGGAUCGCGAUUGCCCUGGGGAUCAUCAACGGGGGGCUGGGCCUGAGGCUCGCCGGCGCCCGCGAGACACUCAAGCUCGCGUACACCAUUGUCGCCGCCAUCAUGGGUGGGGCGUGGGUCAUCCUGGCGCUGAUUAGCGAGUGCAGGAAGGGCCGCAAGAAGGUGGACACAAGGCGUGGCGACGAAGCAAGGACGGUCAAGGUGGUACGGGUCCAGAAGGCUGCGAGACACGGCAGCAGUGAUGGCGAAUCGGAGAGGUCGAGGUCGCGACACUAGGAUGGGACUUGCAUGCUGCCUGCGUCAGGGCACAAAGCUUUGCUUUGCGUCUGAAGCUUGGGAGGUGCUUCAGUGUGGGUUGGCGGGAUCUGAAAUCCUGCCUGUCGGUGGACAAAGAGUAAUGAUCGAUAACGGCC
Diaporthe batatas is the source of this 1104-nucleotide messenger RNA. RefSeq lists its product as uncharacterized. NCBI's taxonomy places the organism in Eukaryota, Fungi, Ascomycota, Sordariomycetes, Diaporthales, Diaporthaceae. The coding region runs from base 107 to 967 and encodes 286 amino acids. The transcript is spliced from 3 exons. The record is from RefSeq and is a predicted model, not a curated record.